UAAGCUGUUGCAUUUGUCCGUUCUUCUCUGUUUCCAAUACUACCGACCAUUUUGUAAAUCAAAUCUUUUUCUAUCAAAGUGUGUCACCCAAUUUUGAGUAGAAAUCUUUAGCUCGAGGUUUCAAGCCUAAAUUAUUUUAGCUAAUUCCCUUAAGAAGAAAAAGAAACAAAACAAAAAUGGAACACCAUCAAGUUUCUCCAUGACAGUAUUUUCCUUUCCAUCACGCUAUCGUCCAGUUCUGGUACAAAUUUUCUGCUACCACGCUAUCUCCCAUUUUGGUGCAAAUCUUCUGCUGCUCCAGGCACCUACACUGUCUAGGGGACCUCCAAGAGCAUCCAUCAUUCACUCACAUACUACGCAACUCUCUCUAUCCGCUCUCUACUCACUCAACAGAGACCCCCAAUUACUCAACUCCAACAGUUCACCAUCAUUCUGAUUUUCCCUCACAGGCAGCACCAUCCUCCCGCACACAUGCACAAUCCUCUAUCCCAUUAUUUCCUUUUUCAAGCUGAGACACCAUCCAUUACACACACCUGCAUCCUCCUUUCACCUACAAAGAAACAAAAGAAAGCCAGCCAAAAGAGGGGAGAGUUCGCCGGAUAUAGGAAGCUGACAAAGGUCACCGGAGCUCCAGGAGAAUGGACAUUGAUACAAGAUCUGGCGCUACACAACAUACUAACUCUGCCGUUUUAAGGAAGAAACCUAGCUUAAGGACCUUUGGUAGAAAUUUGACUAGGCUGAUAAGCUUGGGUAAAAGAUUCAAAACCAUAAAAAAGGAGACUUUUAAGAAGAAAUACGGAAAUCUAUUGAGCUUAAUGGAAGUGGAAGUACAAUUGCCCGCCAUCACAGCUCUUGCCCAAUAUUAUGACUCUCCACUAAGAUGCUUCACUUUUCGAGAUUUCUAGUUGGCGCCAACCAUAGAAGAGUUUGAAUAUAUCUUGGGUUUACCACUAGAGGGCACCACGCCAUAUCAACAUUUGGAGCAUCACGCUUUUAUACCUACCAUUGCUGCCAUCAUGAAGUUACAUCCCAAAGAGCUUGAAGAUAGGAUGGUGACGAGGCAUCAAAUGCAUGGGUUGACACAAGAAUAUCUAGAACAAUAUUUGCAACAUCUGGCUGAUAAGGAGGACUGGGAGACUUUCAUGGAUGUGCUAGCUCUUACUGUGUAUGGCAUUGUGUUAUUCCCCAAAAUUGAAGACUUCGUGGACCCUAUUGCAAUAGACGUCUUUGUGGCAAGAAAGAUGAGGUCAGAGAAUCCUAUGACAGCGAUCCUUGCUGAUGUUUAUGGGACUAUGAGUUUCUGUCACGAGAGGAAAGGAAAAAAAAUUCUUUGUUGUUUGCCUGCGUUGUAUGCAUGGAUGACUACACGUGUAUGUAAAGGGGCAGUUGAUGUUAAAAGUCCAUCUGAAAACUUGUCACACCAAGGGCUCAAGGGCAAAGGAGGUAAUGAGUGGGCCCAAUUCUUUGCUGGUUUGAGCGAAGGGAAUAUAAAGUGGCGCCUUCCUUGGCUUGGAAUUAAACCGUCUAUACAGCAUUGUGGCAACUUUCCCAAUGUGCCUCUCAUAGGUGCCCGAUAUUGCAUCGAUUACAAUCCUCUGUUAGUUCAAAGACAAUUUGGGCAUCCUAUGAAAUGGGCACCUUCACCGGACUAUCUUGUAGCCCUAUUCAUCUACUAUGAAGAUGGGCAAUUCAUUGAAUUGUUGAGAAAGGUUAGAAGCGCUUGGGAGAGCGUAGUGAGGGCAGGAAAGGAUCAAAGGUUGGGAGUAGUGGACAACAAAGUUACUUAUCGUACAUGGAUCCUAGAAAGGGUAAAAGAAGUUAAACUUCCUUUCAGACCCAUCAACGAUUAGCUCGUUAAUGAAGGACCUUCCUAAAACAAAGAGAGUGAAGAGAUGAAACAAUUAAAGGCAGAGAUGGAAUGACUAAGGGAAAGAAAUGCUAGAUUGGAAAAAGAACUGCAAAGUGCACGCAAUGAUUUCGUUGAUAUAAGGAAUGAUAAGGAAGAAAAAACUCGCGCCUAUGAAGAAGUUCUUAGAAGUUAGAGGACUGAAAGAGAUUAUACGUUCCGGUUGAAGCAAGACCUCGCAGCCGCAAAUAAAGAGUUAGCAAUGAGGGUGAAAGAGAAAAAUGCGGUGUUGGAAGAAGGAAAGCAAUGGAAGCAUCUCUAUGAAGAAGCCAAGAGAGAUAAGCGGGAGGCCCUGAAAAGAUUAAAAGAAGCACAAGUUCAGGUAGAAAAGGUGGGGCAGCAAAUGAAAGAAAUGGCUACUUCGUUUGAGGCCGAUAUGAACCGUGAUCGCUGGAAGCUAGCGGAAGCAGAAAAGGAUCAUCAGACCAUGAUGCAACAAAUGGAGAGUUAUAUUGAGGAACAAGAAGAGGAAUGGAGGUCAAUGGAGUUCGAAGAAAGGCAUCAGACCUUGGUAAGACGAAUGGAGGACCACAUUGCAGAGCAAGAACAAGCUGUGAAACAUAGGAAAGAAAGUUUCUCCCAAUUAGCUGCUUUGGCAAAUGGAGCGAUAGAAGAUAUUCCUAAGAUGGUAUUGGACGCAGAAGCGAGCACUCAUUUUUGUAGCCCACCAGCAGAGAUAGAACUUUUUAUUAAUCAUUGUAAUAAAAAGUUCUAUCUGUGCUGGUGGGCUACAAAAAUGAGUGCUCGCUUCGGCGUCCAACACUAUCUUAGGAAUAUCUUAUAUCGCUCCAUUUGCUAA
This is a messenger RNA of Vigna radiata var. radiata (mung bean), 2705 nucleotides long. RefSeq lists its product as uncharacterized. The coding region runs from base 2109 to 2705 and encodes 198 amino acids. The transcript is spliced from 2 exons. The record is from RefSeq and is a predicted model, not a curated record. NCBI's taxonomy places the organism in Eukaryota, Viridiplantae, Streptophyta, Magnoliopsida, Fabales, Fabaceae.